AUGCCAUGCUUAUGCAGGUUUUUCCGGGCGGCUGUUCUGGCCGAGCUGCGGCGCGAUGGUAGGAAAUGGGAGUGGGCGAAGCUGUCCAAAGAAGAGGUGCAGGAGAGGCUCGCCGACUGCAAUCAACCCCUUCGAGAUAAAGUGCCCGCCACCGUCCGGGACGGGGACGCUGGCUCCGGUCUGCUAGCAAUGAGCGCGUUGCUCUGGGCUGUGAGGCGGAUGGAUCUCCUGACCAGCGCCCUCAGUCGCAGUGUCACCAGCAUGGACAAGGUCUACGUUUCGGGGUUUAAGGGGCUGCGGACUGAGAUGGUAGCCUACAUCAAGAAGCAAGUGGCGCGCAAACAGGCAGGCCAGGUCGGAGUUGCUGCCGACGCCUGUGACGACGAUGGCGAGGAGAUCCAUUUGGCAUUCCAAGCAGUCAGUGUCGCCCCCACUGUUGCUGAUGCGCGUGGGACCUCGAUCGGAAAGCCGGGAGGCGGCGUCGACGAGGAUGAUGCGGAGGCAGGAAAUGGAGUGACUGGGAUCGAGGAGAAGCACCAGGACGAGGUUGUUCAUGAGGAUGAUGAUCGGGUCCAGGAUCGUGAGGAGGGUCGUGAGGAGGGUUGUGAGGAGUCGGAGUCGGAGUCGGAGUCGGAAGGGGAGGAGGAGGAAGAGGAGCAGGAGAAGCAGGAGGAGGAGGAGGAGCAUAAGAAGCAGGAGCAGGAGAAGCAACUAGAGGGGGAGCAGGAGGAAGAGGUGGAGUGGGAGGUGGAAGAACAGGAGGAAGAACUGGAGGUGGAGUAUGAAGCUGAUGGAGCGGCGAAAACAGGUGGGAGAUCGGCGGACGUCGAGAACAAGGAAGGGGAGGGGAAGGGUGCGAUGUCAGCGGAUCUCGAAAAGGAGAAAGAGGAGGUUGGCGUGGAGGCGGCUCACGGGGCGAGUGGGAAGGUCGUGGUCGGCGAUGGGAAGGAAGUUGUAGACCUCGAGGCCGUUGGAGAAGGGGAUAAUGCCGCGGCCACGAAGCAGACGGGCGUGGAAGUGCCUCACGGGGGGGAGCGGUCUAGGAAGAAGAAGGCGGCGAGCGGCCACUCCGGUUCCACCGCAGCUGGUCGGCAGGCGCGGCUAGACGUCGUCGAGCAGCUGCGAGUGGAGAACAGGCGAUUGCGGGCCGACAAUGCACGACUGGAACGGCGGCUCGGUGAACAGUCGGGACGGGUCGUCAGCUUGGCGUCGGCGUUAGCUGGGGUCCUCGACAAGCUCAAGGCUUUUACCGCCCAGGUAGCCGAUAGCGACCUAAACUCGGCGAAGCGCCUCAAAGACGCCACGUCGACCAUGGCGACCACCAUCACCGACAACCUCACCGACAACAUGGCCAGCGCAGUUGAAGCUGGCAAGUCCUUUGCCGAACUUGCGGCCAAGAUGCUGCGGGAUCUUUACGACCCCAACGGAAGAAUGGCGGUCGAACGCGCAACCGCGGUGAACGCAUUGGCCGAUCAAGUGACGAAUGAGGUGGGUGAGGCGAGGAAGGGUUUGGAGGAGACAGUCUUUAAAUACAUCGGCGCUGCGCAGACCAAUAUUGCAGCCGCCAUCACUCCCCGCCUCAUCGUGCAGCAGCCGUCGCCGCCUAUCGCCCUAGCGCAGGCCUUGCCGGAAGAGCUAAUGAAGACCUUCAAGGAGGAUGUGCUGAAGGCGGUGACAGAGGCGACGCAACAGUCAUUUCUCGCCUCCGGAUUGAAGAUAAUGACUGAAGUGGUCGGCACGGUGGCGCCUGCUCGGCGUGGGUCGUCGCCGUCGGCGAACGAUGCCGGCCAAGCGCAUCCAAAGGAGGCCCAGAAGCAGGGUCAGAAGAGAGGGGGCGGCGGAGGCGGGGGAGACGGAGAAGACGCCACGAGCGUGAAGCGUAGCAAGGGAGCUGGUGGGUCCCGCGUCGCCGGCGAAGGCAGCAAGGGAGCUGGGGACACUGGAGCUGGAGACACUCGCUUUGAAGCCCCCAUCGUCGCCGUGCCAUCUGCCAGUGUGCCACGUGUAGCGCCGGCCAUCGCCGCUCGUACUCCUGCAAACCCAAAGUCUGCUUUGCUGCGCGCCCAGUUGGGCAUGCGAGGGUCGAAUGCGCCAACUCAGCAGGCAGCUAGCUCUAGCGCGACGCCGACAUCGAGGAAUGUCGCAGCACCCACUCCCGUGGCGGCUGAUGUCGAGAAAGUGGCGGAGAAGGGUGUGCGUGCCGCGCUUGCUACAGGCGGCGGCCCUGUUGAGGAGGUCGCCCUCGACACGGAUAUCGCUGUCAUACAGGCCCACCUGGAUGCGGCCAAACCCCGAACACUGGCCAUAUCGGGCACAGCACAUAAGUCGGAGGUGAAGGCGGCGGAUAAAGGUGGAGGCGGGAAGGUGAUGUCGUUGGAAAGAGAAAGCGGGAGAGAAUUAGGAGAAGUCGAGGGUACGUCGACAGGGAGAAAGGGGAAGGAGAAGUCGGUCGGCGAGGCUACGUUGACGGGGAGAAAGGGGAAGGAGAAGGCGGUGGAGAAGAGGAAGGAGAAGGAGGAGGAGGAGGAGGAGGAGGAGGAGGAGGAGGAGGAGGAGGAGGAGGAGGAGGAGGAGGAGGAGGAGGAGGAGGAGGAGCAGGUGGAGGAGGAGGAGGACGAGGAGGAGGAGGAGGUGGAGGAGGAGGAGGAGGAGGAGGACGAGGAGGAGGAGGAGGAGGAGGAGGAGGAGGAGGAGGAGGAGGAGGAGGAGGAGGAGGAGGAGGAGGAGGAGGAGGAGGAGGAGGAGGAGGGGAAGGACAAGGCGAAAGCGAGGAGAGGUCAUGGCAUCCGCCACGACAGCUCGGGCGACAGGCAAGGGUGGGUCGGCGAGAUUAAGGUGCACGGCAUUGAUCGGUACAUCAACAAGUCGCGCGAGAAGAUGCAGCUCGCGUAUGUGCACUCCAUCGCGUACGUCGUCUACGACGGUUUCGUGAGCAAGGUGCUCAUGGAUGAGCUCACCAGCUUGGACACUGCCGAGUUGGAGAGGUGGAGGAAGGUGUGGGAGGAGGUCAAGAUCUUGCCGACAGGGAUGUGGACGGUGAUGUGGGCCCGGGGCGAUGCGCUCCACGACGCGCUCUGGCCGGCGAUGUGGUUCCCCGUCGAGGGGGUGCCAGAGGAGAAGAUGUUGGCGAUGAUGUCGGCCAUCAUAGGUCGCGUGUCCAUGUGCGUUGCGUAUGGGAAGACCGCUGCGAGCGCGUCGAAGAAGGAGGGAGACACGGAGGAGAAUACGGCGAUGGUGGCAUGGGCGUUAGUGGCAUCCGCAUGCGCCGUCUGGUGUUUCGUCGAGAACGACGACGCCCAGGUGGUCGAUGCUGUGGAAGAAGGGAAGGCGGCGGCGCUUAUAGCCGGUGCGAGCGAGAAGACCGCCAAAGUAUUCGAAACUGUUAUGGCGGCGGUGCUGAACGCCGAGAUCGCCCAGGACCGCCCCCUAGGGGAGGUCGCCUUCAACGUCGCGCCAGUGUUGCAAAGUCUCGCCCUACAGAGGGUCUAUCCGGGGGGGAAUGCUGGAGUUGAUGCCGAGGUGGUCGCUAGAGUGGCGGUGGAGACCAUGGCGUUCUGGGGAAUGUGCCUCGUCACCGGCCCGAAACUCAAAAAGAGGAGUAUCGCGGUGCCGUGUGACACGCAGAUGAAGGCCGAUCUUGACAACAGGGGGAGGAAGGGUCAGAGGGGGAAGCAGGGGACGAAGGGGAAGAAGGGCAAGGACAGCACGGGGAAGAAGGGGAGGAAGGGCAAGGACAGCACGGCAGCGUAG
Closterium sp. Naga37s-1 is the source of this 3750-nucleotide messenger RNA. The record is from the annotation of a GenBank genome assembly. Lineage: Eukaryota; Viridiplantae; Streptophyta; Zygnematophyceae; Desmidiales; Closteriaceae.